Girardinichthys multiradiatus is the source of this 4200-nucleotide messenger RNA. RefSeq names its product hexokinase HKDC1-like. The transcript is spliced from 21 exons. Gene Ontology annotation, biological process: glycolytic process; intracellular glucose homeostasis; glucose 6-phosphate metabolic process. Gene Ontology annotation, cellular component: mitochondrion; cytosol. The record is from RefSeq and is a predicted model, not a curated record. Gene Ontology annotation, molecular function: ATP binding; fructokinase activity; D-glucose binding. Bases 416 to 3247 code for a protein of 943 amino acids. Lineage: Eukaryota; Metazoa; Chordata; Actinopteri; Cyprinodontiformes; Goodeidae.
AAUACUGCCUAAAAUAAAAAAUAACAAAAAACAAAUUGUGCUGAGAAAAUUCAGACGAAGAAAAAUACUGAAUACUUAAUUAUUCAUUAAACUGAAUUUAACCUGCAUCUAACAGGAGAAAAUCAUGCAAAAGUAAUCCGUACUCCAUAAUGACUCCUGAAAGGAGGGCAGGAAUGGGCCACAGGUGAUGGUGAGUGUGCAGGUAGGCGAUAAUGGGAGGGUGUCUUGUUAAUCAUUGAGCUGGUGCAGAGAUUGAUCACAACUCCGAGAAUGUACAGGGACCGCAUUGAUUGAAUAGAUUUUUUUAUUUGAAUCAUUUCAGUUUGGUGAUUUCUCUCUCUCUGCUUUGCACACUGACGGGCGCACGCUCAUAGAUAAACUCACAGUUUCUGUGCUUCCUGUUUUGACUGUAAAGAUGUUGGCUGUUCAUCUUGUUUCAUUGUUCUUCUCCAAACUUCAGGAGGAUCCUACUAAGAAGGUGGACAGGUUCCUGCAUGCGAUGCGUCUCCACGAUGACCAGUUAAUUGACAUCUCAAAGCGUUUCCUGGCUGAAAUGAAGAAGGGGCUUUCAGCAGAAAGUACUGCAGCUGCAGCUGUGAAAAUGCUGCCCACACAAGUCCGCUCCACUCCCGAUGGAUCAGAGAAAGGACAGUUUCUGGCUCUAGAUCUUGGAGGCUCCAAGUUUAAGGUUCUCCGAGUUAAAGUCAGAGAGGAUGUAGGAAUUAGGAAAGGAGGAGUGGAACUGGAGGAGAAGACUUAUCUGAUACCAAAGGAGCUGCAGGUUGGGAGAGCUGAUGAGUUAUUUGACCAUGUCUCAGAGUCUUUGAAGGAUUUCCUGCAUGAAAAGAACAUCAGUCCAAAGAAAAAGCAUCCGUUAGCCUUUACGUUCUCCUUCCCCUGUGAGCACCCCAGUUUGGAUCAGGGAUUAUUAUUAAACUGGUGCAAGAACUACAGAGUUCGCGGCCUUCAGGGGAAAGAUGUGGUCAAGGCCCUCAAACAAGCCGUUGACAGAGCUGGGGAUAUGGACAUAGAGGUCUUGGCGAUGGUUGAUGACACUGUGGCGACCAUGAUGACCUGUGGAUUUGAUGACCAGUGCUGUGAAGUAGGACUCAUCAUUGGAACUGGCACCAACGCCUGCUACAUGGAGGAGCUGCGUCACAUCGACCUAGUGGAGGGAGACGAGGGCCGGAUGUGCGUGAACACUGAGUGGGGGGCGUUUGGAGAUGAUGGCGCGUUGGAUCAUUUCAUCACAGAGUUUGACAGAGAUGUCGAUGCCGCCUCCCUCAACCCUGGAAAACAAAUAUUCGAGAAGAUGGUUAGUGGGAUGUAUCUGGGUGAGUUGGUGAGGCUGGUUUUGUUAAAGAUGGCUAAACUGGGACUGCUGUUUGAUGGGCAUGUGUCAGACGCUCUGAGGACCAAAGGGAAGAUAACCACUGCAGAUGUGGCAGCAAUGGAGGAAUACAGAAGUGGUCUUAAAAACACCAAGGACAUCCUGACUCACCUUCAUUUGAGCCCUUCACCUGACGACUGCAUAGCUGUUCAGCAAGUCAGUACCAUCGUCUCCUUCAGGUCCUCGAAUCUGGUGGCUGCAGGGUUAACAGCUAUCUUAACCCGGAUCCGGCAGAACCGAAAUUUGAGAGGAUUAAGAAUCACAAUAGGAGUUGAUGGCACCGUGUACAAAACACACCCACAGUAUUCUAAACGCCUUCAUAAAGUGGUGAGGCGGUUGCUUCCUGACUGUCAGGUCAGGUUUGUCCUCUCGGAGAGCGGCAGCAGCAAAGGUGCUGCCCUUGUGGCAGCAGUCGCUCAGCGUCUGACAUCACAGAGGCGAAGGGUGGAUGAGGCUCUGUCACUCUUCCCACUGAAGCAACAGCAGCUCCAGCUGGUGAAGUCCAGGAUGAGGGAAGGGCUGGAGGAUGGGCUGAAGAGUAGAGGCUGCACAAUAAAGAUGCUUCCAUCCUUUGUUUACCACACACCAGACGGCACAGAGCGUGGAAAAUACCUUGCUUUGGAUCUGGGAGGAACAAACUUCAGAGCUAUGCUUGUGAGAUUUAAAAGACAGAAAUCACAACUUUACCAUAAGAUUUACACCAUUCCACUGGAGAUAAUGCAGGGAACUGGAGAGGAGUUAUUUGAUCACUUGGCUCAGUGUGUUUGUGACUUCCUGGACUACAUGGGGCUGAAGAAAGCUCGCCUUCCUACAGGCUUCACCUUCUCUUUCCCUUGUGAGCAGUCUGGCAUUGAUACAGGCACGCUGGUGAGCUGGACCAAGGGCUUCAAGGCCACAGACUGUGUCGGUCAGGAUGUUGUCAGCAUGCUCCGAGAGGCCAUCAAGAGACGCAACGAGUUUGACUUGGACAUUGUUGCGUUAGUCAAUGACACAGUUGGGACUAUGAUGAGCUGCGCCUAUGAGGAUCCUCAGUGUGAAAUUGGAAUGAUUGCAGGGACAGGUUCAAACCUUUGCUACAUGGAGGAACUGAAGAAUAUCAAGAAGAUCGAACAGAGCAAUGGCAGCACAAACACAAACAAAGGGAAACUAGAAGGGGAGGAGGAUGAGAAUGCUGCAGUGGAGGCAGUGAAGUCAGACGGGACGGCUGAAAAAUCAAAGAUGUGUAUAAACACAGAGUGGGGCGGUCUGGGUGAUGACCGCUGUCUGGAUGACAUCAUCACACCUUAUGACACUGAGGUGGAUAUACAGUCAGUAAACCCUGGAAAACAAAGGUUUGAAAAGCUGACCAGUGGGAUGUAUCUGGGUGAAAUCGUUAGACAGGUUUUACUGGAUCUCACCAGAAGAAGUCUCCUGUUCAAAGGACAUGUCAGUGAAACCUUAAAAACCCCUGGGAUAUUUGAAACUAAAUAUUUGUCACAAAUAGAGAGUGAUCGCUUGGCUCUGCUGCAGGUCAGGUCUAUUCUGCAGCAGCUGGGGCUACACAGCACCUGUGACGACAGUAUAAUUGUCAAAGAGGUGUGUGGAGCAGUGUCAUGUCGCGCAGCUCAACUGUGUGGGGCAGGAAUGGCGGCAGUGGUGGAUAAGAUCAGAGAAGACCGUAGAUUGGACCGUCUGAGCAUCACUGUGGGGGUAGAUGGGGCUCUGUACAAACUGCAUCCACAUUUCUCUCAGGUCCUAAAAGAGACUGUGAGAGUUAUGGCUCCUCAGUGCGAUGUGACCUUCCUGCCGUCAGAGGAAGGCAGCGGGAAAGGUGCUGCCCUCAUUGCGGCCGUGGUCCGACACCGGCAGGAGAUUUGACCUUACAUGGCUGAAAACAAUAACACUUCCUGCUUUUGGUCUCAUGUUGGUCUUAGAAAACCUAAGGCUGUUGUCACCCCAGAAGCAAGAACUGCAAAUGGAAAAUAACCUUCUGAGUUAAAUAAGUUUUAAAGGCACUAGACUUGAAUUAGGGGAUGUUUGCAUAUACAGUAAGUGUAACUGUUUGUGUUAAGUUCUAGGAUAUUGACCUUAUUUACAUUAAGUAUUUUCUGCCCUGGUCAGUUUGCCCUACCCAAGGUUAGAUUAAUAGUGACUUUUUCUGAAACUCUUAGAAGGUCAAGUAUUUUUGAUUAGAUACGAACUGUUUUUGUUUCAAACCAAGCCAGCCCUUUUAUGGUUCCAGAUAGUGUCUUUCUUUGUAAAGAACACAUGCAAUGCUUCUAAAGGUUUUCUUACCUCUUGAGACUUUUACUAUUUAUCACAUUAUAACCACAAUCAAUAAAGACAAGAUCCUAAAGCAUUGGGAUUUUAUGUGAUAGAAGAACACAAAAUAGUGCAGAAUUGUAAACUGGAAAGAAAUGCAAAUCUGAAUUGUGUGGUGUGCAUUUGCUUUCAGCUCCCUUUAGUCAGUGCCUUGUAUGUCUCUACUAGCUUUGCAUAUCUUGACACUUUAAUUUCUGUCCAUUCCUCUUUAUAAAGGUGUAUGGAGAACUUAUAUAAACAUCAGUUUUCAAAUCUUGCAAAGACCUAAAUAUAUUUUGAUAUGGACUUUGUCUUGUAAUGAUUUGACCUUAACCAUUCCAUUGUAGCUCUGGCUCUAUAUUUAGGCUUGUUUUGCUGCUGGAUGGGGAACCCUACACUCCAGUCCUACGUCCUUUGAAGCCUCUAACAGGUUUUCUCCCAGGAAUUCUCUGUAUUUAGCUCUAUCCAUGUUUAUAUUAACUGUGACCACCUUCCCUGCCUCUGCUUAAUAAAUGAUCCCCACAGCAUGA